AUGGAUAGGAUAAACGAGGAAUGGAGAACGAGGAAAUCACAGGAAAGAGACAUCGAUAGAGAAUACAUAGAGGACAUUGGGACUAUACAAGCAUACGCAGAUGAUCAGGUCAUUAUAAUAGGAGGGAAAUCGUCUAGAGAAAUAGAGCAGAAAUGGAAGGAAAUAUGGGGGGGAUGUAGUGAAUGGGAAGAACAUAGCGGAGUGAAGUAUAACAAGGAAAAGAUGGAAAUAAUGUUCAUAAGCAAGGGACGCAAAAUAAGACCACCAACAAUUAAAAUAGAAGGACAGACCAUAACACAUGGAGAGACAAUCAAAUAUUUGGGGCUGAACAUAGACAGAGGAAUGACGUUUUUGAAACACACUAAAGAAAUGAAUAGAAAAAUAGAACAGAUAUCAAACAAGAUAAUAGGACUGAUCACUAGAACAUACGGACACGACAAACAAAAUUUUAAAUGUAUAGCAGAGAAUGUGAUAAGGCCAGCGGCACUUUAUGCAUCAGAAAUAUGGGGAAUUAAUGCUGGACGCGAAGCAAACAAAAGACAAAUUGAAGCAGCACAAAGACCAUUACUACUACUAAUCAAUAGAACAUACAGGACAACAUCAACAGCGGCACUGCAGGUACUAGCGGGUAUAUCACCAUGGUGGAUAGAGGCGGAGCAGAAGCACAUACACUGGAAUGAAAAUCUAGAAGACAUGUACAAGACGCGAGUUAAAACGAAAGACAGAGCUCAUCCAGCCACGUACCUAAUAACAAAAAAUGAGGAUAAUUUAGAACAACGUCACAGGGAGAUCAUAUACGUAGAUGCAAGUUGUAAUGGAGGAAAGACAGGAAUAGGUAUUUGUUAUGGGGAUAAGAGAGUAAGUAUUAGAACAAGCGACGGGAUGGACAUACACACGGCGGAACAACUAGCAGUUAAGAUGGCACUGGAGGACAGGGGAGUUAGGGCAAUGGACAACAUAAAACAAAUUGAGGUACGAAACGGUGAAGGGAAAGACACAUAUAUAAUAUGGAGGAAAGGAAAGCACUAUGGAACGGAUGAGGAAGCAAUAGCACACGAACUAGCAAGACAGGCGACAAAAAGAAGAACCAUAGAUGUAGAGAACAGACAAUACACGUAUAAAACGAGACAGCAAAUGAAGGCGGAAAAUUAUGGGAGGUUAAUGGAGAGGUGGCAAAGGACUUGGGAUAAUGGAAGUAACGGAAAAGAACUGUACAAACACUGCAGACAAGUGGGCAACGAGAUAAUACAGCUCAACUUCAAGGCAUCGCAGUUGAUGACGGGUCAUGGAAACAUGGAGUCAUACAAGAAAAGGUUCAAGUUGAAGGAGACAACGGGAAAAUGUGGUUGUAACAGAAACGAGGAAGAGGACGCUACACAUAUAAGACAACAUUGUACAUUUGAUUUCAGACAAACAGCAAGAGAAAAUAUAGAAAAAAAAUAUGGAGACCUAAUGGUUCAAUUGAGGAAGGAUGGAAGAAAAAAAAUGACACAGACAUACAGAAGGCUAAUGAGUGGGCAAAUGAAGUAA
Messenger RNA from Harmonia axyridis, 1530 nucleotides. RefSeq lists its product as uncharacterized. Bases 1 to 1530 code for a protein of 509 amino acids. NCBI's taxonomy places the organism in Eukaryota, Metazoa, Arthropoda, Insecta, Coleoptera, Coccinellidae. The transcript has 2 exons. The record is from RefSeq and is a predicted model, not a curated record.